CCGAGGGGCGGUGCUUGCUCCUGGGCCUCCGGGAGAGAGAAGGAGCCGGGGCUCCGAGCUCCGCUUGUGGAGAAGUAGGUUCACUGCGCCCUCGGCUCUGCCGGAAGCGCCACAGUUUGACUUACUGGUCCAUCGGUCCUCGAAGGGGCAGCCCUCUCCCUCCCGACCCUCUCCGCCUCCCUUCUGCCCCUUCAUUCGAAGGCCGAAGCCCGCAGCCUGGGCGGGGCGGCGCAGCCGGAGCUCCUGGACCCGGAAGAAGCGCCAUCUCCCGCCUCCGCCAUGGAGCCCACCGCGCCGUCCCUCACCGAGGAGGACCUGACUGAAGUGAAGAAGGACGCUUUAGAAAAUUUGCGUGUAUACCUGUGUGAAAAAAUCAUAGCUGAGAGACAUUUUGAUCAUCUACGAGCAAAAAAAAUACUCAGUAGAGAAGACACUGAAGAAAUUUCUUGCCGAACGUCAAGUAGAAAAAGGGCUGGAAAACUGUUAGACUACUUACAAGAAAACCCCAAAGGACUGGAUACCCUGGUCGAAUCUAUUCGACGAGAAAAAACACAGAACUUCCUAAUACAGAAGAUUACAGAUGAAGUGCUGAAACUUAGGAAUAUAAAACUAGAGCAUCUGAAAGGACUGAAAUGUAGCAGCUGUGAGCCUUUUCCUGAUGGAGCCACAAAUAACCUCUCUAGAUCAAAUUCGGAUGAGAGUAAUUUCUCUGAGAAACUGAGAGCAUCCACCAUCAUGUAUCACCCAGAAGGAGAAUCCAGCACGGCCCCCUUUUUUUCUACCGAUUCUUCUCUGAAUUUGCCUGUUCUAGAAGUAGGCAGAACUGAAAAUCCCACCUUCUCUUCAACUACACUUCCAAGACCUGGGGACCCUGGGGCUCCUCCUUUGCCUCCAGAGCUGCAGUUAGAAGAAGAAGGAAACUCUAGUGAGAUGUUUCUUCCCUUACGAUCACGCGCUGUUUUGCGGCAAUGACAGUUUACUGCCUUUUACUUUUUUUUAAUGAUGACAAAAAAUAUUGGAAAGGAUAUGAAUCAUAAAAUUGCUACCAUGACUUACUAAUAUUGAUACAUGUUUUAUAAAAUGCAACAUAAACAUACUUUGUAAAUAGAAUUUUCUAGAAUAAAAGCAUAUUUUUAGAGAGCUAAAGUAAGUGUUGAUCAUAUUCAGUGUUGAUCAUGUACUUUUCAGUAUUUUCAAAUUUCAGAAAUUUGAGAUUUAGUGUUUUCACUCUCAUCAUGUGUUAAGAGUAACUUUAAUAGGCAACAUUUCUCUAUUUGAGAAUACAGUGUUAGACUGUGAAUAAUAUUUCUUCCUUGUGAGUUUGUGCUAAUAAGUUUCACAGUCUUAAUAGUCCUUUCCAAUCAUUCAGCAGUAAAUUUUCAGAAUUAAGCUGUUCCCAUUCGGUAAUAAAGCCUAUCACUACUGGGAAAACUGCCAGCAGACAGAAAAAAAGUCUUUUCCCCACUUAGCUGGCUUUCAGACACUUACAAAGUCCCCUUUUGAUUCAGAUGGAUAUCUAAUGGAGUUUGAGCCAGCUAAGGUAUCAAUUUGCCAAAAUACAUGUCUUACUAAUUUUACUAAUAAAUACUACUUCCUUAAAAUUGUGACAUUCUUUGCUUUAUCAUUUUUAUUCCUAAAGAAAAAUCUUGGCAUAAACUUCAGUUAUUACAUAUAAUUUGAUGAGAUUUUUAAAAACACUUUUUUCUGUAUUUUUUGUUCCCUUUUAAUGAGGACCACUGUACAAUUGAAAUAAUUGGGACAAAAUGGUUUUUGUGUGUGUAUAUUACAUUCUAUUUUUAAUACUAUUUGGAACAAGCAGAUCAUUUGUUCUAUGACAAAGUAUGACUUAUUUUACAAAUUUAUAAAUCUUCUGCUUUCAUUGUUUUCAUUAAAUUAUAAUUAUCUAUUUCCAAAUACCUGUCUCCUAUAUAUUUCCAUUACUUGCAAAAAGCAGAGAUGGAAAUAUACUAUUGAAAAUAAACAUUUUUAAGUUGUAGUGCUGUGUUUUGGAAGUAUCAAUUUUUUCAGUAGGAAAUACCUAGAACUAUUUUUAUAUGUACCAAUAUUUAUAGGAGGUAUUACUUCAAGUUGUGAGAUGAAGUUCAUUUCUGGAUGGACUGAUGAAAUUAUCAAUCAUGAAGAAGACUGGCGUAUUGGCUUUUAAAGUUUUUUAAAGACUGGGUGAUUUUUAUAGUAUAAACAUUUUCCAAGGAUUUUGGAGAAGCAUGUUUCACCUCCAGGAUAGCAUAAUAAGAUAUUGGCAGUUGAAAAAAAAAAUAGUGACAUUAUGUUUAAAGAAAUCUUUUUCAAAAGCAGAAGCAGGCUUUUCAUUUAUUAAAAUAAAAUUUGAUAUGCAGUUACUUUUUUUUAAGAUUUACUUGGAAUCAAAGAUCUUAAUUUAGAUAUGCUAUAGCACCUAUAUUUAUAUUAAUACUUUUCUUUCAGACUGUUGACUAACUAUGUAGGCAAUAAAAUUAAGGUUUUGGGGUUUUCAAAUUUAGGCUUUUGGGUUUUCUGAAUCCUAUGAAGUCAGUUUUUUUCCUUUAAACACUGAAAACCAGCCAUUGCCAAAAAUGUGUAAAUUUGAAUGGUAGUCUGACAUGAGUGCAACUGGUUAUUGGGUUGAUUAAUGCAGCAGUGAAAAAAUUCACAGAUACAUUAUCACUUAAUAUUAAAAAACAUACCUUUGA
Messenger RNA from Dama dama (fallow deer), 2690 nucleotides. RefSeq names its product BCL10 immune signaling adaptor (gene BCL10). Gene Ontology annotation, molecular function: kinase activator activity; NF-kappaB binding; protein kinase B binding. The record is from RefSeq and is a predicted model, not a curated record. Bases 280 to 972 code for a protein of 230 amino acids. Gene Ontology annotation, cellular component: CBM complex; cytosol. The transcript has 3 exons. Lineage: Eukaryota; Metazoa; Chordata; Mammalia; Artiodactyla; Cervidae. Gene Ontology annotation, biological process: canonical NF-kappaB signal transduction; apoptotic process; adaptive immune response.